This is a messenger RNA of Onychostoma macrolepis, 1272 nucleotides long. RefSeq names its product Aly/REF export factor (gene alyref). The transcript is spliced from 6 exons. Gene Ontology annotation, cellular component: nucleus. NCBI's taxonomy places the organism in Eukaryota, Metazoa, Chordata, Actinopteri, Cypriniformes, Cyprinidae. Gene Ontology annotation, biological process: mRNA export from nucleus. The record is from RefSeq and is a predicted model, not a curated record. The coding region runs from base 123 to 980 and encodes 285 amino acids. Gene Ontology annotation, molecular function: mRNA binding.
GCGGAGGCUCGUCGUUUCCUCUUCUGUGAGUGAGCAGUAGUACAGGGGCAGUGUAGUGCUUCACACGAGCGGGGUUUGUUUUUUAGUUAACGGCAGUGUUUAGCGUUAACAAGGGCCUGACGAUGGCAGACAAGAUGGAUAUGUCCUUAGACGACAUCAUCAAGCAAAACCGGCAGCGCGGGGGCGGCGGGCGCGGCGGCGGCGGCGGGAGAGGAGGCCGCGGCGGCCGCGGAGGCGCAGGCGGAGGCCGCGGUGUUGGCGCCGGCGGGCGCCUCGGAAACACAGGCGGAGGCUUUGGAGGCCGCGGCGGGGGAUCGGGCCCCAUGAGGAACCGCCAGAACCUGAGCCGCGGAAGAAGCAGACCUACGCCGUACAGCAGGCCCAAGCAGCUCCCAGACAAGUGGCAGCAUGACCUGUUUGACAACGGCUACAGUACGAACGCUGGCGGUGGAGGCGGAGGCGGCGGUGGUGGAGCGGGCGUGGAAACCGGAGGAAAGCUCCUCGUGUCCAAUCUCGACUUCGGCGUCUCCGAUGCAGACAUUCAGGAACUCUUCGCUGAAUUUGGCACUUUGAAGAAAGCAGCAGUACAUUACGAUCGGUCAGGACGCAGCCUCGGCACUGCAGAUGUUCACUUUGAGAGGAAAGCAGACGCCCUGAAAGCCAUGAAGCAGUACAACGGUGUUCCGCUUGAUGGUCGCCCAAUGAACAUUCAGCUCGUUACAUCACAGAUCGACGCACAGAGGCGAACUCCGAUGCAGGGUCUAAAUCGUGGAGGUGGUGGCAUGAACAGAAACAGAAUUGGGAGCUUUGGUGCUCAGAAAGGUCGCGGGGGACGUGGUGGUGGUGGUGGUGGUGGUGGAGGAGCCAGAGGUCGGGGGCGAGGCGGUCGAGGAGGCGGCGGAAGCAGCAAACAGCAGCUCUCUGCUGAAGAGCUGGACGCCCAGCUAGAUGCCUAUAACGCCAGGAUGGAUACCAGCUAAACACUUCGAGUCAAGCUGCAUUCCACACUGUUCUGACGUGGGACAGUGGUCAUCGUUGUAAUAGCUUUGAACAUGCCGGAUGUUUUACACUCUCGUCUUCAGAAGUGGUUUAAAUUUGUGUAUCAAUCUUUUUCUCCUUUUAAAAUGCUCGUGUUUUUUACCUACUUUGUUUUAUUUUUGGUUUCCUUUUUGAGAAAAACCUGGUUGGACUGUAGGAUUUAAGGGGUGGUCUUCUCUUAACCAUCCUUGUGUAGAUCAUUGAAAUAAAAACCUGCAGUAUUUAGUAACCACA